This is a messenger RNA of Blastomyces dermatitidis ER-3, 8131 nucleotides long. RefSeq names its product tRNA-splicing endonuclease. Gene Ontology annotation, biological process: termination of RNA polymerase II transcription. Gene Ontology annotation, cellular component: nuclear body. The transcript has 5 exons. The coding region runs from base 609 to 7148 and encodes 2179 amino acids. Gene Ontology annotation, molecular function: helicase activity; zinc ion binding; transcription termination site sequence-specific DNA binding. The record is from RefSeq and is a predicted model, not a curated record. NCBI's taxonomy places the organism in Eukaryota, Fungi, Ascomycota, Eurotiomycetes, Onygenales, Ajellomycetaceae.
UUCUUCGAACAUCACUAAAGAUGUCCAAUUUGAAUAGAUCAUUCCCCUUUCAAAGGUGCUUUUGAACCGCCUUUGAUCAAGUUUUCACCUCGAGCGACUUUACCUCAAGUCGCCACAAAAUGCGAGACACGAAAAGUCGCGCGGUUUAACUAAAUAGUUAGCGCAGACGACUCAAAGAGGUUUUACUGGCGUGCUAAGCGCGCCUGUCCCGCGGUCACUUCAAUCCAUCAUCAUCUUUGCUUUCACAACUAAACCCCGCGGGCAAAUAAAUUUCACUCUGAAAUAUAAUAAUAGUGCCCUUCUUUCCCCCUCUGCUUGCUGCCUUUGAAAUCAGCGAACUGUGCUGGCUGGAACUGGAAUAAACGGGGCGGACAAAGCUUGCCUACUGGCAUUUGCUUCUAAUAUAAGCGUGUCUCGGGCGGCGGCACAACGACCAAGCAUUCAACUUCUUGCAGACACAUGUAAAAGGAACCAUGAUGGAGUGUGUAGAGUGAUAUGGGGCACCUCUUAUCAUUUACGAUUCUUUACGACUGAUCAGAUUGUAUCUUUUCUUGUUUACAAUCCUUCUUGGUUGGAAGCUUGUCCUAGCCACGGCCCAGCUUUGAACCAUGGCGGAACUGAUGGAUGUUCUCGAGGAACUGAAAGCCCUCCCGGAGCAGCUCCAUAUGCUCUGUCCCCGCCAAAACGACGAUGAUAUGGGACAGUAUAAUGAUGAACAUGUCCAAUCACUUGACUCCACCAGUCCAGACGUGAAACCCAAUGUCGAAAACCUCAGCCGUAUAUCCGAUGCCGCCUUGCGAAGGCAAAAAUUCCUAUCAUGCAUGCGCCUUCUUGCGUUCAGCGGUGAUGAAGUCGAAAUCCAACAGGAGUGGAUAUGGAGACGGAUCGAGCAUGACCUGGAAAAAUGCGAGCUGUGCAUCAAGGAAUAUUAUAAGGGAAAGGUGUGGCUAAUGGAUAUGCUGGGGGAGAGCUACGAUGAGUUUGAGGUCGAAAAGUUUGGCAAAAUCAUCGAUGAACGGGAUAUCACGCGGAUUGUGAAGAAUUUGGAUCGGGCAACAGAGACAUUGAAGACUGCUGCACCUCAACAGCGGAGUCUUUCGAUCUUGGACCGUGCGGCCUUGUUGUCGAUUUUCGAAGCCAUGAGUUCAAAGGCCAUGUUGAAUGAGGACGAAAUACUCCGCGCCCAUUUUGAUGAGCCGUUUACCUUGGUGCAGAGCAAUCGGACGUUGAAGAUGCCAGAAUAUAUACCUGCGACUACUCGAUUUCUUUUUGAUGCAAAUGAACACCGGCAACGCUGGGCUUUUAAUUCAUGGGGAAGAAUGAAGGCGCCGCCUACCAUACCGGAGUUCGACUGGGCCAUCAAGGAACCGCUUCUUGCAGCUCUUCGUCAAGCAUCCUGCCAACCUGUUCAGCCGGAGCUGGUACAGAGGCUAUGGGCUGGCAUUCAUGCUAUUGUAAAGCGGCUCGAUAAAGAACAAAUUACGCACAACCUUAGAGCUUUGGAAAUCGACCCCUGUCGAUUAUCAGUUGACCACCUUGCCGUUCCGACUCCAGGUUUACGUUCACUAUUAAACACCAUCCAAAUUUUCCUUGAGAAGGCCCCGAGUGAUUUCUGGGAUGCCAUGCAAACCAUUUCCCCGCAAGCUAUCAUUGAACAGAUCUUUUAUAACCCUCAGUUCGAUGAAUUUCUACUUGAGCCGCGCGACGAUGAUGCGUUUGAGAGACCAUCGCCUUUAUCGGAUAUGCUCUCGUGGAUCGAGCCUUUCAUGGCUUCCCUUAAAGGGGCACAUCAACCUCAAGCAUGCCGAGUGCUUAUUUUCCAACUUCUCACCAGGCUACAGGAAUCCCGCUUUCCAGCCAUUUCGAGAUAUACUUGCUUUCGAAUCGGACUCUCUACUCUCGUUUCCACAUUGCGGACCUUCACAGAUAACGAGUCAACGAGAGGUUCGGUCGCCAGGGUUGUUCUAUCCGACACGCUUGAAGUUACCAGCGAUAAUAUCAAUCAUUUCAUGGAGCCUCCUGACUUUCAAAUCGAAGGAAACAAGAAGGUUAUUUCCGGCUUAUGCGUGGAUGUUAUUCGAAACGCCCUUGCCCUGGAGUGUCAGUCCCUGAAGUCUGAUUACGAGGUGAUCCUUCGUCAGAAACCCAUGGCACAUGGCGUGAGCACAUACUCUGCUAAGAUUUGGGAUGCAGUUGUCCAGCACUUGGAUGAGGAUAACCUCGGGCUGUCCAACGCGGCUCUCAUGGGUAUCUUGCCCCUUGUUGGACUGGAAAAGUUCUCCACUAAGGGCGAGAAUAGCAAAGAAAAAACGCAUUUCAACGUAAUCUACGGACAUUUGACACACCUUGCCUGUCAGAUCCUUGAAAGGCUAGCUGACUUCAAGCCGGAACAUCUGGAUCAUUUAUUUAAGAGCCAUGACACGAAUGGCUCGUUGAUAUCGGCCCUUUUUUCUGCAGAUUUAAACACUUAUCAGGCUGCUGUAGAUCUUAUCAAAGCUAUCAGUGGCCAGUCUGGCCGCAAAGAAGCAAUAUCUCACCUUCUACAGUCCUUCUGUGCAACAACGAUGUACGGGUUCAGCUUCUCGUUCCGACGAAUAUCCAACAUGAGAACCUUUGCAUCUGCGCCUCGAAUGCUUAAAACUGGAACUGAUAUUAUAGAUGUGCUAUGUGACUCUGAAACAGGAAUUCUUAGAACCCGAAAACUGGUUGAUCGUGUGGAAGCCGUUUCGCUUCAAAGAUUAUGGGAGUAUCAAUGGCAAGCUCUCACCACUAUAUUCCAGCAGACGGAAACCUGGCAUUUGAUGGGGAACGAUAGGAUGGUUAUGCUAGAAUUCUGCCGCGAUACUAUCCAAUUUGCGGACCUCCUUUUCAACCAAUUCACUAUUUUUGCCAGCAGUAUUUCCGAAUUUGAUCCGUCCGAGUCCAAGUCGGCUAGGGAAAACUUAGUCAAAGCACCUGCCGCCACAAUGGGUUCAAUGGUUAAAUGGCUUCGUUUGAAGGAUGAUUAUUUAGCGACUACUUUAGUAGGGCUUGUUGCGAAGCUUCUCCGCCGCAUGGGAGAACUAGACGUAACUCUGGCUCCAGACACUUUGAAGUAUAUUGAAGAUGUGGCUCGGACAUCCUCGAUCAAAACUAUCAUAACUGCGCAGGAAAAGGCUGAGCUUGUGAGAGCUCUAGAGUCAUACUAUAGAAAGCCAUUCGUAACGGUGCCACCGGCUGCUGUUCCAAAGAAGAAACAAAGUACCAUCACCUCAUAUGCAAAGCCGAUCGAUCUUACUGGUAUUUCAAGCCCCUCCAGGAUUUCUGGAAGUGAUGAGGAUGAAUUCGACGAUGAAAUCCCAGAUGAAGUGCUCAUGCAACUCUCGGGAUCCGUGGAGCUCAACAAGGCCCGUAUUGCUGCACAAAAACGCCCUGAGAAGCCUGCCAUUCCAUCAAAAAGUGUGCCUAGGUCGAUCAAACCCGUCACAAACGUCCUAUCAUUUCGUGAGAAACGUGAAAGAGAGAAGGAAGAGAAGAAGCGGCGUGAUAUGGCCGAGCUGGCUCGGUUGAAAAAGAAGAUGAUCCCGUCCCAAACUGCCAAUCAAGGCUCUGGAUUGCAAGGAAUUACUGUUAAUAUUGACGAGCAUGGACCUGUUGAGAGUAUGAUGGUCUCCGGGUCAGAUUCGGAUGACGAUAGCGAGGAGGAUGAUGAAGGAGAUGUGUUCGGACGAAAGGCGAUGUCUAAGCCGGAUGCCGUAAAGGCAUAUGAAGAGAGUAGGAAGAAGUUACUAAGCCAACGCGGUCCUGUUAAGAAAACCAAAAUUGUGCGGUCUGCUAAGGAUAUGCGCGCGAGGCUCUCUCCAGAUCUGUCACUGCUUCAUAGGACUUUGCUGAGCUGGGAAUUCUUCGCAAAUGGUGACCUUCCUCCGAAUUCUGGUCGUACAGAUUAUAGUCUCGUUUCGAAUACUUUCUCUGACGCGGCGGAUUACCAAAGAACUUUCGAGCCCCUGUUGAUAUUAGAAGCAUGGCAAAGUUUCCAGUCAGCGAAAGAAGAAGGCGGUUUCAAAGCCUUUGAAAUUAAAGUUUCAAACCGCAUGUCUGUGGAUGCCUUUGUUGAGGUUACUACCUUCAUGCAACCUGCGGAGGCUAAGGAUUUGGGAUUGGGGGAGUCAGAUUUAGUUCUGUUAUCGAAGGCGAGCAACCCAACCUCUAAUGAAAAGGCCCCUCAUUGUCUUGCAAGGAUUUUCCGGUCGAGUAAAAAGAAAGGAAUGAUGGAAAUUUCCUAUCGCAUAAAUCCUUCGAAUCCACUCGUCAAUUCAAUUUUACCGGGAACUUCUAUUUUUGGCGUUCGGGUCACGUCUUUGACACCCGUGGAAAGAGAAUACGGAGCCUUGAUGGCACUAAAGUAUUACGAUUUGAGUGAGGAAAUCAUUAGAGCCAAGCCGUCGCCUAUAUUGAACUAUUCACCAGAGUCUCUGAAGCCCAUCAUUGACACCUACAAUGUAAACCCAGCCCAGGCUAAAGCUGUCAGGUCGGCUAUGGAUAAUGACGCUUUCACAUUGAUUCAGGGCCCUCCUGGUUCGGGCAAAACGAAAACAAUUGUCGCCUUGGUUGGUGCGAUCUUGACCCCUGUAUUUGCUGAGCAAAAGAUUGCUCGCCCUGGCUCAUCGGUCAAUUUAAAACCAGCUACACGAACCACGAACUCCAAGAAGCUACUUGUUUGUGCACCGAGUAAUGCAGCAGUUGAUGAGUUGGUCAUGCGAUUCAAGGAGGGGGUUGUCACAUCGAGUGGACAAAAGCAAAAUAUCUCUGUUGUCCGCCUCGGGCGAAGCGAUGCGAUAAACUCGAAUGUCAUUGAUGUAACUUUGGAUGAGCUUGUGAACGCAAAGCUUGGACAAAAUGGUCGCAAAAACGGUAAUGAGAAGGACCUACAAACUUACUACUCGGAGCACAAAGAGGCCUGUACUCAAUUCAACGAAGUCCGCGAUAGACUUGAUCAGUGCCGUGCUAAGGGGCAAGGCGUUCCAUCAGAGCUGGAGCGGGAAUUCGAUCUGUUGAAACGGAAGAAAGCACAGCUUAGUCAGGCUAUUGAUAAUGCCAGGGAUAGUAACCAGGCAGCUGCCCGCAAUGCUGACCUUGCAAGAAAAAAGGUUCAGCAGGAGAUCAUUGAUGGAGCGCAUGUAAUAUGUGCAACUUUAAGCGGAAGCGGCCAUGAAAUGUUUCAGUCACUGAGCAUCGAAUUUGAAACGGUUGUUAUCGAUGAGGCGGCACAGUCUAUUGAGCUUAGUGCUCUUAUCCCUCUCAAGUAUGGUUGUUCCAAAUGUGUCCUCGUCGGUGAUCCUAAGCAAUUGCCGCCAACUGUUCUGUCGAAAGUCGCGUCACGCUUCCAGUAUGAACAGAGUUUGUUCGUCAGAAUGCAAGCCAAUCACCCUAAAGAUGUACAUCUUCUCGAUACCCAGUACCGAAUGCAUCCGGAAAUCAGCCGUUUCCCAAGCGCUGCAUUUUACGACGGACGGCUUCAAGAUGGGCCGGGUAUGGCUAAACUACGCGUUCGGCCAUGGCAUAAGAGUGAGCUUCUGGGUCCAUAUCGGUUUUUCGAUGUGCAAGGACUGCAUUCGAGCGCUCCAAAGGGCCAUUCGUUGGUAAAUGUAGCAGAACUUCGCGUGGCGAUGAAACUCUACGAGCGGUUGAUUACUGAUUACAGGACUUACGACUUUACGGGCAGGAUCGGAAUUAUAACUCCGUACAAAGGUCAACUUAGAGAAAUGAAAAAUCAGUUUGCAAACAAGUAUGGGAAUUCAAUUUUCACCAAGGUCGAGUUUAAUACCACGGACGCAUUCCAGGGGCGAGAGUGUGAAGUUAUUAUCUUCUCUUGCGUGCGAGCGUCAAACCGUGGCAUCGGUUUCUUGGCUGAUAUUCGCCGCAUGAACGUCGGGUUGACUCGUGCAAAAUCAUCACUUUGGGUGCUUGGGAAUUCACAAUCACUCGUCCAAGGCGAAUUUUGGAACGGGCUGAUUACUGACGCUCAGUCGAGAAAUCUGUAUACCCAAGGAGAUGUCUUGCAUCUCUUGCAGAAGCCGCAAAUCAGUCUGGAUAAGGAGUUGGGAGAUGUGGAGAUGAUCGACGCUCCGAGCGCGAAGAGCUCGACGCCGUCGAGAACUGGAUCUGUGACGCCGGGUGGGAAUGGAAGUAGCCGUCCGUCCUCUGCUCUUUCAAUAGGCCGCCUCUCCAGCAUUCCUGACAACCACCCUACUUCCUCCAGAGACACACCAGGCCACAGCCCAAAACUAGUGCCUUCCACUGGACCCGAAGGGCCUUCAGGAGGAAAGUUUGGCUUGAAUGAAUUAGCCAUGUGUGGAUUCUGCGGGAGCUACGAGCAUAUGACGACAAACUGCGAUAACACGGAGGCCAAGUUGGCCAGCCGCGGUGCCUGCUGGCGAUGUGGAGAUGUUUCGCACUCCAAGCGAGAUUGCGAGGCAGAACGCUGCUUCCAGUGCGGCGGCAUUGGGCAUUUAGCGCGCGCAUGCACAUCAAUAGUUGUUCUCUCCAAACGGGAGAAGGAUAGAAUCGCUCGCGAGGAGCAUCAACAUGCUCAGGUCCUAAAAGCAAAUCUCGAACGGCAGCGGAAAAGACAGCUUGGCGACCACGAUCCGAAAGUGCCAGUUAUCCAAGUGCCCCCGAAAAUUGCCUCAAAUGUGCCGUCAUCUGCAGUAUUGCCUAAUCAAAAACGGGACUUACCAAAUACUGAUCAGCGAAAUUCCGGCAAGCGGAAACGGAUGGAAACAGAGCCUCCUAAUCCCCGCACAAAUGUGAAAGUUCGAAAACCCAAUGCGCAGUUUAACGCUCAAUUCGGUGCACCUAUGAAUGCACCAAAGGGGCCGCGAGGGAAGAAAAUAGAUCCCCAUAUUGUUACUCCUCCCACCAGCGAUCUGGUGAUACCCUCAAAAUCUGGCCAGCGACAUCAGCCGAUAGACUCCAAAACCCAACAACCUCCGCGUCCUCGUCCUGGGACAGGACCGGAGAAACAGACGGCAAAUACCGCCCAGCCACCACCUUCCACAUCACGUCCUAAUAAGCCGCCUCCGCGUCCAAAUGCCGAAGGCAGAGGUCCGCUACCCAUGAGAAAGAAGAAGCCAACCAGCAUAUUUAUUCAGCCAAAAAGAAGAUAGAAAAAAAAAAAAAAAAUCAUUAUUCUCUUUUGCCGUUACUCCUUUUCUAGACGGCGUUGUAUUAUAUUUCACUUUUUUUCUCUAUCAUUUGAGGAGGGAGCCGCUAUUUCGCUUUACCUUUGCAUGGAUGAUCGCACAUUACAGCGCAUAGACACUAUUUUUAUUUGAUUUGAACUGCGGCGUUUGGGGUUCGUCCUUUUUUGAUAACGUUUCUCAUGGCUGUUGAUUUGUUUUUGUCACUUAUUCCAUCGUUUUCCCAAUGUUGUUUUCCACUUUCUUCUUUGUUUACUUUAAAUUUUCGUUUAUCUAGUCCUUAUCCUUCGAAUGCGUUAUCAUCCAGAACAAGAAACUGGGGCGACGAGAGCAACGAAGCAAGACGAAGAAGGCAUCCGGGCGGCGUUGGUAACACUAUUCUUUUGAUGGAAGAUGUAAAGCUUGAUUGAUUGAAGAUUGCUAGCUAAGCAAGAAGUUAUAUGAAGGAAGGAGGACUCCUAAGUGCAGACCAAAUGGUCUGGCAUAUUUUGUUAUGUUUUCUACGUGGUUCCUUUAUCAAAUACUUCAACUUACGACGGACGUGGUCACAAAGUAGUUUUUGGUGUUCACCUCUUUUAUUUCAUCCCAUACCAAUUAAUCUUUUUUAGAGGCAUGUUUCUAGUCUGGCAGAGUUAUAUACCCACACAAAAUCGGGCGUCUUCAGAUUCUAGCAUUUAUUAUUUUUUAUACUCCCUACAUUCAUUUAACCACCAAGGCAAUUGGGGUAUAUCGAAAGAUUCAUUUUUCGAUGACACUACUUUUAUUCGCCUUCGUCCCAUUCGUCUAAAUUGGGAUUGACUACUACAGGGUGGGUAACCUAUCAUAUCUGUCACCGCCACUGUAGUCUUCGUUCUGAACAGGCCAGCGUGUUGAUGAUGCAUGCGCAAGUUCACGAGUUGCAUGUGCAUAAAUAUCACGACUCUACUCGAGGAAGUGUUGUUUCACCCUCG